CUUUUCUCACCUCACCACAAGCCUCCAUCCAAACAGAGUGAGAACAGAUUUGAUAUUUGGGCGAAUUGUUAAUCUGCUAAAACCCGGUGGCAUUUAGAGAUCCAACGGCGCCCUUGGUACCAUCGACGAGAACAAGAAGAUAGACAGACAGAGAGAGAGACACAGAGAGAGAGAGAGAGAGAGCUGCCUCGCCUCGCUCUGCUCUUUCACACAGACACACAAAGGGCCAAAAGCUGUUACCGACACAGAAUCACAGAGAUCUCUUCUAUACAUGUUCAAGUUGUAGAGAGAGAGACAGAGAGAGAGAGAGAGAGAGAUUAAGAAGGAAGGAUGUUGUUGAAGGUUCCUUCAUCGUCAUGCAAUGCCGGGAACAUUCUAGCCGUAAAGAAGCGGUGCCAAUUGCUGGGCGCUUCUUCGAGGCUCGUCUCAAUUCGCCGACGAAACGCUUUGUUUUCUUCUUCUUUUUCGUUUCUGUCUACGUCUCUCCUUUUUCGAUUCUGGCGGUGGCCACCGAAGAGAGAGAGCCCAAGGGCUUCGACAACAACUUGGCGGACCGUCUCCGCCUUGGGAGCUUGACCGGCGACGGCCUCUCCUAUAAGGAGAAGUUCAUUGUCAGGUGUUAUGAGGUUGGGAUUAACAAAACUGCUACUGUUGAAACCAUUGCUAAUCUUUUGCAGGAGGUGGGAUGUAAUCAUGCUCAGAGUGUGGGAUUUUCAACAGAUGGAUUUGCAACAACCCUUACCAUGAGAAAAUUGCAUCUUAUAUGGGUGACUGCUCGCAUGCACAUUGAAAUUUACAAAUACCCAGCUUGGAGUGAUGUGGUUGAAAUAGAAACUUGGUGCCAAAGUGAAGGAAAGAUUGGCACUAGACGUGAUUGGAUUCUCAAGGACUAUGAUACUGGUGAAGUCAUUGGGAGGGCUACAAGUAAGUGGGUGAUGAUGAACGAAGAUACUAGAAGACUCCAAAAAGUCGGUGAUGAUGUCCGAGAGGAAUAUUUAAUUUUCUGUCCAAGAGAACCUAGGUUAGCAUUUCCUGAGGAGAACAACGGCAGCUUGAAGAAGAUAUCAAAACUGGAAGAUACUGCUCAGUAUUCUCGGCUAGGACUGGUGCCAAGAAGAGCUGAUCUGGACAUGAACCAGCAUGUAAACAACGUUACCUACAUUGGAUGGGUUCUGGAGAGUAUUCCUCAAAAAAUAAUCGACACUCAUGAACUGCAAACUAUCACCUUAGAUUACAGACGGGAAUGCCAACAUGAUGAUGUUGUUGAUUCUCUCACAAGUCCAGAACCAUUCGAGGAUUCACCAGUUUCAGAGCUUCAUGGGACCAAUGGGUCUGCUGCCGCUGCAGCAGCCAAAGACGAACAUGAAGACUACUGUCAAUUCUUACAUUUGUUGAGAUUGUCAGGUGAUGGGCUUGAAAUAAACAGGGGCCGCACAGAGUGGAGAAAGAAACCGGCAAGAUAAGCUCUGAUCAAAUCAUUCAGUUUGAUCUUUGCUUUCUUUCUCAUGCCUCCUCUAGUGUGAUUUAUUUUCUUCCAAUUUCUUCUUUCUUUGUGUUCUGUUUUUGUUUUCAUUAUGUUUUCCUUUUAUUUUUUUUUAAAAUUUUUUUCUUGUUUUUUCCUCUUAAUGCUUCUGUACUAGUGUUUUUUCUCCCCUCUUUUUUUGGGGUAUGUGUUUUCUCCCGAGGGAUUUUGUUUCUUCACUUAUAAGAACAGAUGAAUUGAUUUCGGUCAUUUUGUACUUUUGCAAGUAAAACUGCCAUGAAUAAACUUCAAAACAAAGAUUGAAAUUGAAUU
Molecule: messenger RNA, 1795 nt
Organism: Camellia sinensis
Lineage: Eukaryota; Viridiplantae; Streptophyta; Magnoliopsida; Ericales; Theaceae
Gene: FATA
Product: fatA acyl-ACP thioesterase
Biological process (GO): fatty acid biosynthetic process
Molecular function (GO): fatty acyl-[ACP] hydrolase activity; acyl carrier activity
Source: RefSeq, a predicted model, not a curated record